CAGCGGAGCGUCUCAUCGCACGAGGAGAACACACCAAACUCAGCCAUGAAGUUCAGCUUGGCCCUGCUUGCCGUUGCCGGCAUCGCCACCUACGCCGAGGCCAUCAUCGUGCUGGGCACGACAGCUGCGGCCGGCACCACCACAGUGACGGCGGCCACGGCUGCCAACGCCGCCGCUCUGGCCGGCAUCGGAGGCCUCGUGCUCGGCGCCGGCAUCCUCGGUAUCGCCGUGCUCGCCUCGCGCCGCGGAAAGCGCUCCGUUGAGGACGGCGUCAAGGAGGAGGCCGUGUUCUCCCUCGUGUCGGCCUCCGACGCAUUCGGCUGCGCCCUCAAGCUGGUGUGCCUGCUGGAGGCCAAGGCGGAGGCUGACCUCACCGACGACGACUCCUUCAUCCUUAACAUCUUCGGCCGGGACCCGGAGGCUCCCAGCAUUGACAAGAUGAAGAGCACGCGCGGCGCCUACGACUACGCCGCCUUCAUGGGCUCCAAGUUCGGUCCGGACGCCUGCGAGCAGCUGUUCCACACGUGCGAAGCCAGCUACAAGGAUAUGAUCGCCUACGUGGCGCAGCUGCGCGCCUAAGUUCACCAGUUGGAGAGUGUCACGUGAUUUGUGACAAUGUCACGACUAUUUAUUGGCUCGACUGGUUUUGUGGAAGUUUCAGGGUUUUGCCUGUGCCACUGUAUCGCACCCAAACAUGCUUGCAGUGAUGCAAACGGUUUUGGGCGCUAAACAAACGCUUAAAUCCCCAAACUGUGAUGACGGUGACGAAGUGCGUAAGGUGUGUUCUGUGUUAAGCUGUCAUUCGUUUAUUAUUUUACUCCCCUAUGAGGAUAAUAUCUCCAGAAAUAUUUGAACAAAACGAAUGUGCAUUGCACUUUGCACGGCACUCAACAUUUUUUUUUGGGGGGGGCGGGCAUGCAUUGGCUUCAGAAGGCGCAGUUUUAAAACAGUGCCCCGCGAAAAGACAACAAGUUGCAAACCAUACUUCGAACUAUUCAUGCAUGAAAAUAAAUGUAUAACAGAUCUACAUA
Pollicipes pollicipes is the source of this 1031-nucleotide messenger RNA. RefSeq lists its product as uncharacterized. Bases 46 to 579 code for a protein of 177 amino acids. NCBI's taxonomy places the organism in Eukaryota, Metazoa, Arthropoda, Thecostraca, Pollicipedomorpha, Pollicipedidae. The record is from RefSeq and is a predicted model, not a curated record. The transcript has 3 exons.